This is a messenger RNA of Funneliformis geosporum, 3445 nucleotides long. NCBI's taxonomy places the organism in Eukaryota, Fungi, Glomeromycota, Glomeromycetes, Glomerales, Glomeraceae. The record is from the annotation of a GenBank genome assembly.
AUGGAUUAUAGCGAAUACACAUUUGAAGAUUCUUCUGUGAAUAAUGAUUCACAAUCGAUAGUUAGUGAUGAUGAUACACGUUCAGAAGCUCUCUCGGGUUAUCAAUCAGAUGAAUCUCUGGUAACAGAAUACGCCUCUGCAUUUGAAGAGGAUGAUGAUGAAACAGAUCUUACACAAGAGGAGUGUUGGGAAGUGGUUUCAUCAUUUUUCAAAAAUAAAGGCAUCAUACGACAACAAUUGGACUCAUUUGAUGACUUUAUUGAGCGUGGUCUAGUUGAAGUCAUAAAUGAAACCCCAAUGCAAGCGAUUAGAUAUUCUGAUUUUGAAGAUGGGCAAGAAAUUAUGACUCAAUACCGUUUCGAGUUUGAUAAUCCAUCAUUUACUAAACCUCAAUUUUCCGAACCUGAUGGUAUUAAAAAGCAAUUGUUCCCGAAUGAAGCCCGCUUAAGAGGAUUAACGUACUCAUCCCCGUUGUUUUUAAAUAUGAAAGUUUUUGUAUCAAAGCUAAUCAUAAGCAGCUUUGAUGAAAUAAAUUACAACGAAAAUGAUUUCAAAGGAUUUGAGGAGAUUGUGAUUGAUGAACCGAUAUUUUUUGGAAAGAUUCCUGUUAUGGUACAUUCUAAAUUUUGCUCUUUAGCUGAUUUGACCUUUGAGGAACUAAAAGAACAUCACGAAUGUCCAUAUGAUCAGGGUGGUUACUUUAUAAUAAACGGUUCUGAAAAAGUUCUAAUAGCUCAAGAAAGGUUAGCCUACAAUUAUGUCUAUAUCUUUAGACAUGCUUCGCCGUCGACUACCUUGUAUAGUGCGGAAUUUCGUAGUUCUACUGAACACAUGUCAAAAGUUAGAACUGUGAACUUGAAAUUGAUUACAAGAACUUUUGCCGGAGAAAAAAUCGAAACGUUCAUACAUGUCUCUUUGCCUUUUAUUAAAAAAGACAUUCCAAUUAGAGUUUUAUUUCUUGCCCUUGGAAUCCUCAAUGAUGAGGACUUCAUCGAUUAUAUUUGUCUUGAUUCUCAUGAUUCUGAAAUACUCAAAAUUGUACUAUCUUGUAUUGACGAAACGCGUGUAAUUCAGUCGCAAAAUGUCGCUUUAGAUUUUAUUGCGCGCAGAGGAACCACAUCUAAUGCGGUUCGGGAGAAAAGGAUCGAGUAUGCGAAAAACAUUAUAUGUAACGAAUUUUUGCCUCACAUUGGAGUAGGAAUUGGCUUCAAUUUAGUUAAAGGAUAUUUUUUGGGAUAUUUGGCGCAUAGGCUUUUACUCUCUGCUCUUGAACGUCGGGAACUUGAUGAUCGAGAUCAUUUUGGAAAAAAACGCCUUGAUAUGGCUGGUCCUCUAAUGAUUUCAUUAUUCCGCACUUUAUACAAAACAGUGUUAAAUGAAAUGACUGUUUAUUUUAGAAAGUGUAUUUCGAUUAAACGCGACUUCAAAAUACCUUUAGCGAUAAGACCACAGAUAAUUACCAAUGGAUUUAGAUACUCGAUUGGUACCGGUGUCUCACAAGUCCUAAACAGAUUCACUUACGUGUCAACUAUAUCACAUCUUCGAAGAUGUAAUGCUCCAAUUGGACGCGAAGGAAAGUUCACGAAACCGCGUCAACUUCAUAAUACACAUUGGGGUUACAUAUGCCCUGCUGAAACUCCUGAGGGACAAGCCUGCGGCCUAAUGAAAAAUCUAGCGCUAAUGUCAUACAUUUCAGUGUCUAUUCCAUCUGAUAUUUUAAAUGAAUUUAUUAAUAGUUGCGGUAUCUGUCAAAACAUUAAUGAAGCAUCGUUUGAUAACAUUGCUAAAUCCACAAAAGUUUUUGUCAACGGAAAUUUGACGUGUAUAACCGAUAAACCUUUGGAAUUAAUAAAACUUAUUCGGGACAUUAAAGGAAAUUCUCUUCCGGCCGAUAUUGGAAUCGUUAAUGAUAUACUUGUGAAUGAAGUAAGAUUCUACAGUGAUUCAGGAAGAAUGUGUAGACCACUAUUUGUUGUCGAAGAUCAACAUUUAGUUUUGACUUCAAAUAUUUUAUCAAAAUUAAAACUGGCAAAGGCAAACCAAAAUUUAUGGGAGACAUUAGUAUUAGAGCGAUACAUCGAAUAUAUUGAUGCUGAAGAGGAAGAAUCCACCAUGAUAUGUAUCUCUCCGGAAGAAUUAUAUGAGUCGAGAUUGUAUAAUUUACGUAAACUUGAAGGUUUAAGACCAAGAAGGAAAAGGCGAUCGGUCCAUGAACGUCUAAUUAAUUUACCAACUUAUCCAAAUAAGUGGACCCAUUGUGAAAUUCAUCCAAGUAUGAUUUUGGGCGUAUCCGCCAGUCUAAUUCCAUUUCCUGAUCAUAACCAAUCUCCUCGAAAUACCUAUCAAUCCGCUAUGAGUAAGCAAGCAAUGGGAAUUUACGCGACUAAUUUUCGAUUAAGGAUGGAUGUAUUGGCCAAUUUGUUGUAUUAUCCUCAGAAGCCUCUUGUAACCACAAAAGUCAUGGAAUACCUUCAAUUCAGAGAAUUACCUGCUGGGAUCAAUGUUAUCGUAGCUAUUAUGUGUUAUGGAGGGUACAAUCAAGAAGAUUCUUUGAUUAUAAACCAAAGUAGCGUUGACAGGGGAUUGUUUAGAAGCUUUACUUAUCGACGUUAUCUUGACCAAGAAAAAAAAUUGGGCGUUGUGAACAUGGAAGAUAUAGUCAAGCCAAAUCCUUAUACGACCCUUGGACUAAAACGCGGAAGUUAUGAGAAACUUGAUGGCGAUGGGAUAGUACCUUGUGGAAUUCGAGUUUGUGGAAAUGAUAUUCUUAUAGGAAAGGUGUCCACACUUUCACCCGAAGAAGAAAUGCUUGGUCAACGAAAAGAAUCUCACGUAUAUCGAGAUGUUUCUACACCAUUAAGAUCUACGGAAAAUGGAGUCGUUGAUCAAGUAAUUGUUACCACAAACCAAGAAGGAGCUAAAUUGGUGAAAAUUGGAGUUAGAAAUACGCGAAUUCCAGAAAUUGGGGAUAAAUUCGCAAGUCGUCAUGGUCAAAAAGGAACCAUUGGAAUCAAUUAUCGUCAAGAGGAUAUGCCAUUCACUUGUGAUGGUAUUACACCUGAUAUUAUCAUAAAUCCACAUGCUAUUCCUAGCCGCAUGACAAUCGGACAUUUAAUUGAAUGUUUAAUGGGAAAGCUUUCUGUGUUAUCGGGUAGUGAAGGUGAUGCUACAGCUUUUUCUGAAGUUACCGUAGAAUCCAUUUCGCGAAAACUUGGUUCUUUUGGAUUCCACCGUCGUGGAUUGGAAGUUAUGUACAAUGGUCAUACUGGACGUAAAUUAUCAGCACAAAUUUUCAUUGGACCAACUUAUUAUCAACGAUUAAAACAUAUGGUUCAAGAUAAAAUUCAUUCACGCGGAAGGGGUCCAGUUAAUAUAUUAACUAGACAACCAGUCGAGGGACGUAGUCGUGAAGGAGGAUUAAGAUUUGGUGAAAUGGAACGAGAUU